Messenger RNA from Actinia tenebrosa (Australian red waratah sea anemone), 4655 nucleotides. RefSeq lists its product as uncharacterized. Lineage: Eukaryota; Metazoa; Cnidaria; Anthozoa; Actiniaria; Actiniidae. The record is from RefSeq and is a predicted model, not a curated record. Gene Ontology annotation, biological process: endocytosis.
UGACUUCCGGUCAAAGCAAGCCACGCUCUCGCUCGCUCGUUUUGCCAUCGAGUGAGGUGACCAUUUGGUCUUAACUAGACGCGGCAAUUCAAGACUGGAAAACUUAGAUCACUCAAGGUCUUGGGCUCAAAAGAUCGAGGCGAUUUAUCCUCAGAUCAUACAGGUUUAGAAGUCGAGACGAAUAUUGAGACUGCUGACUGACCUGCUCUAAUCUGUAUGGCACGGGCUAGUCCAUCAGAGAAUACUAAAAAAGAAACUAUAUCAGCUGUAUUCAGUAUUCGGUAAACGAGAGGUGCGAGGAACAAUCGGUUAGCCAAACAGUGGAGAAAUACCAGCUGUGUUUGAACCAUACUUAAAAGAGUUUGAAGCUCUUUGAAUAUUAUGAAAAGGACAUAAUUAACUGGGAAUUUGAUCGUAUAAAGACAAUAGUUCAAAAGGACGGCUGGAAGACAUUCCGUAAUCUCAACCAAAAAUGGCGUCUUUCAGAAGCAAAGCGCUCAAAGAACCGAUAAUGGACGACGAGAAAACCGAAGAGAUUGACGCUGACGAGAUACUAGACGAACUGGACGUCAAAGGAAAACCUAUUACCGACUUAAAGGCGAGUCAUCUUGGAGAAAAAGGAAGCUCUGAAUCAUCUGAAGCCGAAAUAAAGAAGAAACCAGUUUCUAACUCGACGUCGAAUGCAGCUGGUAACGCUAAUGGCGAGAGUGAAAUAUUCCAAAACGCUUCUUCGGCUUUAAUUAAACGGGGAAAAGCUCAGACAACGACGCUAGGAGAAGUUAAAGGAACAAAUUCAACGGCUAAGGUUGGUUUAGGAUGGAUAAGUUUUGAGGAAGAUAGCAAUAAAAGGGCUAGAGCUGACCUAGUAACACAACAAACCACUCAGGGAACUCCCCUUUCUACGGUUGUCAACGGAGAUUUGACUCACCAGGCUGCUAAAAUCACCGAAUCUCAAGCCCAAAUAGACGUAGUAAAAACUAGUCAAAAGUCUUCUUUGAAUUCGUCGGUGAAAGAGGAGACAAAAAUGGCAGAGGCGAAAUCGAAUUAUUCUAAUACUUCGUCAGAAGGUAACCUAAUUAAUGGCCAUAUUAGCCCAAAUGUCGCCGGAGUUGGCAGUUCUUCCUCUCAUAAUGUUGAUACUGGUCCAGUUAGUCCAAGCUGGGUGGUUUUUGAAGAUUCUUCUGAUGCUGGUAAAGCAAGGGGAUUAUCAACUACUGCUAACAGUUCAGGGGUCGUGAAGGAGGCUGUUUCUUCUUCGACUCCACCCAAACCGAACUGGGUAACCUUUGAGGAAGCAAAUAGACAGAAAAACUCCAUCCGAGAAGACUUGAGUGUCAAUGUGUCUGUUGCAAAUCAAUUUUGUGCUGCUCCAUCAACACCUAGUCCCAACCCUUUUGCAAACGCACCCAUCAUCACGCCUAAGCCAACUUCUAGUCUGUUUCAAAGUCCUCCUCCCUUGACUGUUGUCACUAGUACUAAUCCAUUUCUUUCCGAUAAUGCUGUACAAGGGCUAGCAACUGUUGACGUAUCAACAUAUACUAGUGGGGUACCUGCAUCAACUGCAUCAUCUGAGCCAUCUACAAGUCAAACCACCGAUCCUUCUCAAUGGGUCUUUCAUGAUGUUAGUAUUUUUGAGAAAGAUUUGAAACUUGACCAAACUGAGGACACAGGACAGGUUAAAGUUGACAAUAAACCACUGGAGGUUAGUCCCGCAUUGUCAGCACCCGCUGCUGAGCAUAUCGAAAAGGGGAUUGCAGCAGCAGCAGCCACAACUACUGAGAUAGAUGAAGAAAAACCAGCCAUUUUACACRAAUCAGAUGAUGAGUCUAUUGGUGAAAAUUUUACGCUAGCAACCACAAAUACUUCCUGGAACAUGCUUCUUCGUUACCCCGAUAAGAAGAAAAAGCUCACUUCAAGAGAAUGGAAAUCCGUGGUAAUUAAACUCGAUGGCAACACUUUGAAGAUUUUUGAGGAGUAUGAGCUUUCAGCGCCAUUUAGAGAGAUUCCACUUCAAGCUAGUUUUAGUUUUGAUCUACUCCGACUGCAACUCAGGGGUCACCAUGGGAAAGUUCACACAACGAAGCUGGUGUAUUUGAAUUACAAGGAGACAAGGAGUGUGCGGCAGAAGGGAACGUAUGAACACAUUAGUGAAGGAAUGCCAAUCAUAAAAGUCGGCUCAAUGAGUCACUUAGUCAUUAGAGAGUUUAUGGAAGCCAUAGGAAACUCAAUUCGCACUCUCCCUGCAUACAGAGACAGGGGUAUUACCUACCGCAAGGAUGAAGUGUUUGUCGACGUGGAUGACACUUGCUUUGCAUUAGUAAACGGCGAUGGGAAAAUUAAAAAACAAGGUGGAAAUGUGAGAAUAAAAGUAAGAGCAUUCUUAACUGGAGAUCCGGAAUGUCAAUUGGUGCUAAAUGAUAUUGUUGUCAAAGAGAGAGAAGAAGCUCGACUAAGAGGAGAACUGAAACCUCAACGCGUUCACCACUGGAUUAAACUUAAAGACUGCAAUUUUCACAAGUGUGUGGAUGCUAGCUCAUUUGAAGAGUCUCACUCAAUCAUUUUUCAUCCUCUGGAUGCAUGUACGUUUGAGUUGAUGCAAUUCAGAGUCAAACAACACAAGCCUUUACCCCUCUUAGUCAAAGCAGCAUUAAUUAUUCACAGUGAACAAAGAAUUGAAAUGAAAGCUGAAAUCAAACUUUGUCAAGAAAGUAAGAUGUCUAAAUAUGGCAGGAACAAUGUCACUUUUAGACUUCCRAUUCCCGAGACCUGGGUACCACUAUUCAGAACCAGUGGACUAUUAGGGAGAGAGAAGUCAAUUAAGUCAAGUAAAGGAAAGCGUGCGGCAGGGAUCAAGAGCAGAUUGAAGCAUUCUAGGUGUUCCAUUGCAGCAAGUAUUGGUACGGCCCAGUACGAACCAGAGUACUCGGCAGUUGUAUGGCGGAUUGACAAGCUGCCUGUCAUACAAAGCAAAGUUCCUGUUGAUGCCCCUCAGACACUGAACUGUCUCUUGGAGCUGCCGUCUGGAUUGGAAUGCCCAGAGAACUUUCAGCCUUAUGCCGAGCUUGAGUAUGAUGUGUCGUAUGUCCUUCUUUCAGAUACAACAGUAAUUGCUGUCAAAGUAUCUAACAGAAGUAUUCCAGAAAAAUGGGUUUGCUACAAAGCUCUUUACCAGUACCAUAUCGACAUGGUAGUUGAGAGACCAAAUAGUGGACCAGUCAAAGAUGUAGGUUGCACGCAGCAGUAAAAUAGGUAAUUUAAUAUUUGUCAUAUACUAUAUUCCAUAACAGACCAUUUGCCUUAAACUGCUCUUUACUGCCACUACCAGAAUCCCUUUCCACCUUAUUUUAUUCAAUUAUUUUUACUAUUCCCAUGAGGCUUAAAAAUUUUACACCAUUAUAAUUUUUCUUAAUGGUAUUUUGGUACUGGUAGUGAAACUUACUUACCAUAAAAUGCAAAUGGACUAUAGCCUUUAAUGCUUAUUUUCAUUCAAAUUCUAACUUAACUAAAUAUAAAUUUCAAAAAUAUUUAUCUGGGCAAAAGAUGCAUACAGUGUAGUUUGUGUAUAAAUAUAGUUUGGGAGAUUUUCAUUGGUAUGAUUUAUUAUUUUGUGUACAAUAGUUAUUAAUAUCUGAAUCAGAAUAUGGCUGCCUGUUGUUUACAUUUUAGCAGUCUUAAAAUGUUGUUUUUUUUGUUKKUUUUUUUUGAACCCCAAUAUGAUCUGUGUUGAGGCAAGUCAUGGCUAACUCAUAGAUCAAACCCAGAAACAAUCUGGGCUGAUCAAAUUCAUAGCUUGCCUAACUAACAGCUCAAAAUGGAAUUUAGUGUGUCGGGUUUUACAGAUGGUGGUCAACUAGAAAACCUAAAGAAAAGUGCCCAAAUUGAGCUUAUUAGAAUCAGUCGUAAUCAGUCAAACAAACCAUUUUGUCAUAUUUAAUUUUGUCUCCAUUGGUUUUUGAUACCUGGUUGGAAUUCUACUUAAAUAUCGUUUAUCUCAUGAUCUUUUUAGUUAGCGUGCAUUAUCUGUUUUAAUAACUCCGACACUGAAGAACGAAAAAAUAACAACUUGAUAGCAGCCAUACUCACUGUAUUUUGGUUUCUGAAUUGGUCAGUGGGCAAGUAGUCUCCUUCAAAGUGGCUAUUAGUUUCAUCAUGUAAUGCUCUCUCCGCUAGGGGAGACAGUGUUGCAUAAAGAUAGUAAUAGAGUGAUUUUAUUUAACUUGGAAAGAAAAAUGACUAUUUAGUUAGUACUAGUUGAUAAAAAUAAAAAAUAAAACAAUGGGUUUAGAGCCUACUAMUAACUAUUAUGCAUAAAUCUUUUCAUGGGUUAAAUAUAAUCACUCUAGCGGCUUCAUAUAUAGGAGACUAGUAAAAGUUACUAAGUCGCAAUUCAAUUCACUAUGUUAAGUAAAUCAUGUUUAUUUUUUUAAAUGAAUAUAUUUAAUAGGAUUACCACAAAAAUGUGAGAAAAUAAUCAGAGAUGUUUUUACCACAAGAAAUGGAUGGCUGAAGGACUUUAUUUUGACCACCGGAGUAACCACCACUUAAAAAAUUAGCCUGGAACCAUUACUAUUGGCUUGUUUCAGUUCUUUAUUAAAAAUAGCAUUAACUGGUACUUAUUUAAGAUGUUGAGAAAAUUAAAAUCAUAAACAAAUCAA